UUUGUGUGAAUUUUCAUUCACUGCGGUCAUUACGGUAUUUUUCAAUUUAAAAGUACAAAACUAAUUUCACUGUCUGAUAAUACGGAUUACGUUUUGAACUAAAAAAAAAAUAAAAAAGACUUUCUAGCAAUUAUUUCAAAGUGAAUUAAAAGCAAACAGAAAAUAAAAAUUUAUAAAAAUCAAUCGAUCAAAAUGGUGAUUGAUAUUAAAAUGUGUCGUUUUGAAAAUGUCCCUUGGGGCUUUCGUCUGGUCGGUGGUUCGGAUUUUGAAUUUCCAUUAACGGUGGUUAAGGUCACUGAAGGCAGCAUUGCCGAAAAUGCUGGCUUAAUGGAGGGCGAUGUAAUUGUACGCAUUAAUGACACCGCUGCCUCUCCACUAACUCACGAAGAAACUAACAAAAUUAUCAAAGGUUGUGGUAAUGUGUUUUUCUUUGGUGUACAAAGAGAAAACGAAGAAGAAUAUACCACACCUAAGGCUUUUCCUGUUACGGGACGUGUAAGUUCACCAAAAUCAUUUCUGGAAGCCAGGGCAGGUAGUACCACACCACCUGUUAUUAUAGAUACACAAAAAGAGGAGGAGGUUAAGUUAAAUGAGGCGGAUUAUAUAUCCGAUUUGGAAGAGAGGCCUUGUUCGGUAUUAUCCGAAGACUCGGAACGUAAAUUGGUGGAAGAAGAAAUAGCCGCUGUUUUGUCGGGUGAAUCGGAAGUUCUUAAGGAACACAAUACCAUGGGUGAUGUGCUGCGUACUCUCAAUGAGGAGGCCACCAAGACUAAAGCCGAAAAGGAUAAAGAGAAUCGGAAAUGGACCACAUUUUUGCAAAAACCUGAUCGUCCCAUACCAAAAAGUAAACAACAAAUAGAGGCAGAAAGACGUGCGGCCAAUGCUUACAAAGUCAAAAUUAUCAGGGGCUCAACAAUGUCACGCUCGGUAUCACCAGCACCACCACCCAGACCAGUAGAAGAGGUUAAGCCACCCAAGGAACCUACACCACCACCAGUUGUUGAGCCUGAACCAGAACCCGAACCAGAGCCAGAAGCACCAACACCAGUUGAUACUGAGGUGCCCAACUUGGAGGAAACAACCGGCAAUACUGACGAAUCGAACGAACAUGAAGAAACUGAAAAAACCGACAAAGAAAAGGAAUCUACACCAGAAACCAAAGAAACCGCAGAAACUGAUAAGAUUGCAAGUGAUGAACCCACUGUUAAUAUAAACGAAGCAGAUGAAUCCAAACCUGAAAUAGUCAUUGAAAAAACUGAAGAAGAAUUAGCCUUGGAGCGGCAAUUAGCUGAUGUGCAAAAACAAUUAGCUGCUUUAUCUAGUUUACCCAGCACCAUACAAUCAACAUUGGAUGUAGUUACUAAACAACUGGCCGAUAUAUUGCCAACAUUUAAAUUACAACAGGAACAACCACGCAAACUGUCUGGUAGUGUACCACGCGAAAUCAGUUUGGAGAAAAUCUGUGAAAUGGCAGAGGAAGAAGACCGUGGAAAUGAUGGAAAUAAGGAUAUUAAUGAAAAUGACAACGAAGCUGAAAAACGUCAUGAAUCAGUUGAUAAUGUAAGCACUCACACAGGCAGCAGCAAGCAAGUGGCAGAGCUAGAGCAAAAACAGGAUAAUAAAGCUAACGAACAAAUUGCGAAUGACACUAAUGAAGCGCGUGAUACAAUUGACAAGAAUCCAAUUAAGCAACAGGAAGCUGCUUCCAAGUACAGUAGAAGCAGCAAUGAGGAAACCCUUCAAAUGGAGGAAGAACAAAAAUUAAAAAAACAAAAGAAAUACGAUGUCAUUGAGGAACUUGAAGAGCAUUUGGAGCGUAAAAGCAAUCCAAAACGUUCGAAACGUGCUUUUGGGCCGUUAACACCAGCAUCGGAUCGUCCUUUAGUAUUACCGGGUGGUCGCCGUUGGUAUCGUCCUAAGGAUGCUUAUAACGAUGAAUUCAUAGCGGAAACAUUAAGUGCACAAGCUGAGCUUAUUACCGGCACUACUUUAGGAGUCAACUUCAUGAAGUAUCAGAAACCUGAGAAAAAAAUUGACUUGAAUAGAAGUGAAGUUUACAAAGUAAUACAUCAUUUGGACCGACAACCAGUACGCGGCAUUGAAGUACGACCACCCGUUGUGCCGGCAGAAGCCGAUAUAAGAAAAUCCCUACAUUCUUAGACAACUCAAAGCAAACACAUAUUACUUGCAUGUGUGUCUACAUGCCCCAAAUUAAGGUGCUGGCAGUAGUGAUUGAAAUAAGUUUGUUGCAACCUGAUUAUAUUUUGAUGGGGUUUUCUUCUUUUUUUUUUGGUUUGGCAUGGCUGGCAAAACCAACAUGAAUGUUGCAGAAUUAAAGCAAAAAAAUAAAAACUUUAACAAAAAAGUUAAACAUACUGCUGGAUUUGUGUCAUCCUAGUUGUACAUUAGUUCUUAUGGUAGUUUUAUAAAAGAAAGUUCUAGUUUUUGAGUACUAAGUUCUGUGCAGUUUUUCCUUUUUUGAUUUCAUUAUUCUUUAAAAUAUUUCAAUGUAAAAUGUCAGACAAUCCAAAGAACUUUAAAUGUAACUUGAUAAAAAUAAAAUCACACAAAAAAACAUA
Molecule: messenger RNA, 2579 nt
Organism: Calliphora vicina (urban bluebottle blowfly)
Lineage: Eukaryota; Metazoa; Arthropoda; Insecta; Diptera; Calliphoridae
Gene: Zasp67
Product: Z band alternatively spliced PDZ-motif protein 67
Exons: 8
Coding region: 193-2160 (655 amino acids)
Biological process (GO): muscle structure development; actin cytoskeleton organization
Cellular component (GO): Z disc; filamentous actin; adherens junction
Molecular function (GO): actin binding; muscle alpha-actinin binding
Source: RefSeq, a predicted model, not a curated record